Messenger RNA from Nerophis lumbriciformis (worm pipefish), 1154 nucleotides. The record is from RefSeq and is a predicted model, not a curated record. NCBI's taxonomy places the organism in Eukaryota, Metazoa, Chordata, Actinopteri, Syngnathiformes, Syngnathidae.
UCCACACAUGAAAGAGGAAGAGGAGGGAGAGUGUGUUGUAGGGCAGGAGGAGGAUGAUGUCAGCAAGUUUCCACUGACUGUUGUCUCUGUGAAGACUGAAGAGCAUGAAGACAAAGCACCUGAGUCCUCACAGCUUCAUCACAGUCCAAACGUUCAACAGCCCCUUCACAUUAAAGAAGAAGAGGAUGAUCCACAGCCCACCUACAUUAAAGAGGAAGAGGGGGAUCCACAGCCCACCCAUAUGAAAGAGGAAGAGGAGGAUCCACACAUGAAAGAGGAAGAGGAGGGAGAGUGUGUUGUAGGGCAGGAGGAGGACGAUGUCAGCAAGUUUCCACUGACUGUUGUCUCUGUGAAGACUGAAGAGCAUGAAGACAAAGCACCUGAGUCCUCACAGCUUCAUCACAGUCCAAGUAAGCACAUAUCAUUUUAUUCUCAGGGCAUUCAAUCCAUCACAACUGGACUGUUCACUUUGUCUUAGAAGACUCAUCCAAGUAGGCUUCAUCACUUCAUGCUCAUACACUUCAAGUCUUAAAUCUAAUCAUUGGAUUUAAGAGGGGAACUGCACUUUUUGGGGGAAUUUUUCUAUCGUUCACAAUCAUUAUAAAAGACAUGAUGGCGGAUAUAAAAAAAAAAAAAAAAUCGCAUUCUAAGUAGGGCUGGGCGAUAUGGCCUUUUAUUAAUAUGUGGAUAUGUUUAGGCCAUGUCACGAUACACCAUAUAUAUGUGGAUAUGUUUAGUCCAUGUCACGAUACACCAUAUAUAUGUAAAUGGUAAAUAAAUGUUUAUGUAAUGCCUGCAGCUAAAAGCAACUGUGUGAGAACGUAUACUCCAAUAUCACCAUAUGGUCAUUUUCUAUAUCGCACAGAGACAAACCCACGAUAUAUCUAGUAUAUUCCAUACAUCACCCAGCCCUAAUUAUAACUCAUAAAUGUAAAUAAAAGACGACUUGCAAUGGAGCCAAUGGGAGGUCCUCUAUAACCAUCCAAAAUACACCAACAAUACUCCAUUUGCAUUUUGUGGCUUGAAUGUCCACCAAGUGUUAGUUGAGUUGAGUUGACUUGACUUUGAAUUUAUUUGGAACAUGCAAGCAUACUACAUGAUACAUCACACAUGCAUGCAUGCAACAUAAUACAUCACACAUGCAUGCAUACAAC